This is a messenger RNA of Myiozetetes cayanensis, 1251 nucleotides long. RefSeq names its product tetratricopeptide repeat domain 5 (gene TTC5). Gene Ontology annotation, molecular function: protein binding. The record is from RefSeq and is a predicted model, not a curated record. NCBI's taxonomy places the organism in Eukaryota, Metazoa, Chordata, Aves, Passeriformes, Tyrannidae. The transcript has 8 exons. The annotation marks the transcript as partial.
UGUCCCCCGAGGGGCGUGGCCGGGCGCUGGUGCUCCGCGCGCGGGCGCUGGGCGUGGUCCCCGAGGUGGGCGGGGCCAGGGCGGAGCAGGCGCUCGGCCACGCCCUCAAACUGGACCCGGCACUGGGAGCGGCCUGGAGGCAACUGGGGGAGCACCGGUGGGCACGGGGGGACCUCCGGGGGGCUCGAGAUGCCUUCGGGGGAGCCCUGCAGCAGGUCAGGGGGGAUGGAGGGGGAGGACCCCGAGGCCCGGCGCCUCCUGUCCAAUGGCCCUGCGGGCGCAGGGGGCAGGGCCUCCGCAGGGGCAGGGCACCCGCAGGGGCAGGGCACCUGCAGGGGGCGGGGCCCUGCGCGGGGGCGGGGCCCUGCGAGAGCCUGGCCCAGGCCGAGGCGGCCGUGAGGUGCGACCCCCGCGACGGCCAGUCCUGGUACGUGCUGGGCAACGCCCACGUGUCGCUGUUCUUCGCGGGGGGACAGAGCCCCCAGAGCGCCCGGCGCGCCCUGGCAGCCUACGGGCAGGCGGAGCGGGUCGACCCCCAGGCGGCCAAUAACCCCGACCUGCACCUGAACCGCGCUACGCUCCUGCAGUACCUGGAGCGGUUCCAGGCGGCCCUGGAGGGGCUCAGCCGGGCCAUGGCCCUGGACCCCUCCUGGGAGGAGCCCCGGAAGCGCCACAGGAACCUCCUGGAAUUCCUGAGCCGCCUCUGCGCCCUGCUGGAGAACAGGGGGAAGCUGCGGGGGAAGCGGAGGCGGGGCCUGGCAGGGCCGGUGCCCCUCCCCCUGCUGGGCCCCCUGGGGGGUCCGGGGGGGCCCCGGCCCAGCCCCCUCCCCACUCUGAGGGUGGGGAGCAACCCCCAGAGGGUGGUCCUGGGGAGGGUCCUGUUCAGCCUGGCCCCCCCCGGGGGGGUUCCCUACAGCGGUGGGUCUGCAGGACGGGGAGGGGCCGUGGCCGCCGUCACCGUUUACAACGCGGGGCCCGACUGGGGGGUCCAGGUGGGCGACGCCCUGGGGGUGCCCGACCCCCUGGUGACCCAGCACCUGCACCAGCACCAGGGACAGACCUUCUCCUUCCUGGGCAUCCGCGUCUCCUCCCCGCUCUCAUUGGUCGUCAACGGGCGCCGCCCUCCAGGCUCCGCCCUGGCCCCGCCCCGCCUGGCGCUGUCCAAUCCGCGCGCGCCACCGCCCGCCCCGGCCACGCCCACUGCGCCCUGACCACGCCCAGGGGGCGGGGAAUAAAGGACUUUUUGGUGGA